AUGUUGAUCCCUGAAAAGUGUACCGUCCUGGUGGUGGGUGGUGGUCCAGGAGGAUCGUAUACGGCUGCGGUGCUCGCUCGCGAAGGUAUCGAUACUGUGCUGCUGGAGGCGGACAAGUUCCCUAGGUAUCAUGUUGGCGAAAGCAUGCUGCCUUCGCUCCGCCACUAUCUUAGAUUCGUCGACUUGGAUUCUGCAUUUGACAAACACGGGUUCAACAAAAAGAAUGGCGCGGCCUUCAAAAUGAGUCCAACCAACCGUGAGGGAUUUACAGACUUCCUCGCAGCCGGUGGCCCAGGGAACUAUUCAUGGAACGUGAUCCGUUCCGAGGCAGACGAGAUGAUAUUUCGGCAUGCCGGGGCGAGUGGAGCGAAGACAUUCGAUGGUGUCAAGGUCAAAUCAAUUGACUUUGAUUCCUCGAAUGGUACAACGAAUGGUACCACAAAUGGUACUGCCAACGGCGAUGCCCAUUCCGCUUCACAAAACCCAGGUCGUCCGAUCUCGGCAACUUACACCAAGAAAGCCGAUAACACGAGCGGGGUGAUCAAGUUUGAUUAUAUUGUGGAUGCGAGCGGACGCGUUGGUCUGCUGAAUACCAAAUAUCUGAAGAACCGCCACUAUAAUACAACGCUCAAGAAUGUUGCGAACUGGGCGUACUUCGAAGACGCAGGGCUAUAUGGAGGAGGAACAGCGCGGUCAGGUGCACCAUUCUUUGAGGCACUGCGAGACGAGAGUGGCUGGGCCUGGUUUAUUCCUCUGCACGACGGUACCCAUUCUAUCGGGGUUGUCAUGAACCAGGACAUCGCUACGGAGAGGAAGGCCACGGCGGCGUCCGCCCAGGAAUACUUCGAUACUGCUCUGAAACAAGCCCCGAUGCUUUCGGAGCUUCUCGGGGCAGGCAAGCAAGUGUCCGAACUCAAAGCCGCUUCGGAUUACUCGUACCACUCGAGCUCAUAUGCAUUCCCGUACGCGCGCAUUGUUGGCGAUUCAGGGUGCUUCAUUGACCCUUUCUUUUCUUCCGGUGUCCAUCUCGCAUUAACGGGUGGCCUGUCAGCUGGGACAACGAUCGCUGCCAGCAUCAGAGGUCACUGCGAUGAGGCCGCGGCAGCACAGUGGCAUUCGAAAAAGAUCCGAGAGGGCUACGCGCGGUUCUUGCUCGUCGUGUUGAGCGCAUAUAAGCAGAUGCGGAACCAAAAGGAGGCUGUGUUGAGUGACUUCAAUGAAGACAAUUUCGACCGAGCAUUUAGUUUCUUCAAGCCUAUUAUCCAAGGAACGGCUGAUGCAACCAACAAGCUCACACAAGCCGAGUUCUCGAAGACGAUCGACUUCUUGACAAAGGCUUUCUCCCCAGCUUUCAGAAACAAUCUUGACAAUACAGGCGACGGCCCAGCUCCAGAUGGUGCCGAGGCAGCCAAGCCCCCACCAAUGGACGAUGGAAUAUCUCCAGAGGACCGAGAGGUCCUGCAGGCGCUUCGCACUCAUCACGGUCAGAACACGUUGAAUCUAGACAGUUUCACCACCGAUGUCAUCGACGGACGUGUACCGAAAUUGGAGAAAGGGGAGUUGACGCUGGUCUCUGUCGAGGCCUAG
Letharia lupina is the source of this 1587-nucleotide messenger RNA. RefSeq lists its product as uncharacterized. The transcript is spliced from 6 exons. Gene Ontology annotation, molecular function: monooxygenase activity. Lineage: Eukaryota; Fungi; Ascomycota; Lecanoromycetes; Lecanorales; Parmeliaceae. The record is from RefSeq and is a predicted model, not a curated record. Bases 1 to 1587 code for a protein of 528 amino acids.